Messenger RNA from Rotaria sp. Silwood2, 1176 nucleotides. NCBI's taxonomy places the organism in Eukaryota, Metazoa, Rotifera, Eurotatoria, Philodinida, Philodinidae. The record is from the annotation of a GenBank genome assembly.
AUGCAAUCGGCUGGAUUCAGAUAUACGGGCGUCGGCGAUACAGUUCGGUGCGAUGCAUGCCAUGUUGAAAUAUCUGAUUGGACAGCAGCAAUGAAUCCAUUUACCAUUCAUGCAGAAAGAAGCCCCAAUUGUAGUUUUAUUCAAUCCAAGAAGUCUUUCUCUGCUGUCAUGUCCACCAUUUCUUCUCAAUCAUCGACAGUCAACUUCAUUGGAGCAAAAUUAGAAACGAGCGACGAAACAAAUCUAUCCAAACGACAAAAGAUUGAAGCUACACCUAAAGAUACGACUCGGAAUCUACUUGUUGAAGUUGAUACACUAAAACAAGCACGAAGGCGUUCAUUCUCACAUUGGCUACAAGAGAAAGCACCAUCUCGAGAUCAAAUGAUAGAAGCUGGAUUUUUCUAUUGUAAUGUCGGAGAUCGUGUCAUUUGUAUCUACUGCAAUCUUAUCUGUCAGCAAUGGAUAUGCUCUUCAGAUGAUCCUGGUGAAGUACACAAAACUCUCAGAUCUCAAUGUCCGUUCGUUAUGUCCAUGCUGAUACAAUGCGAAAAACAUUCUAUAUUGAUUGUCAACGAAUCAACUAAUAAUCGUGCGCCUAUAAUGAAUGGAGCGGCUGUUUCAGAUGCAUUUCGUUACAAUGAGAUUGUAUUGACAUCAGCUUGCCAUUCUGCGUAUACUGAAAUUCCAAAACGGCAGGCAUCGUUUGCUAAUUGGCCUAGCGAUCCGUCACCAUCGAUUGAAGAUCUCGUUCGUGCUGGAUUCUUCUACACUGGAAUCAAAACCAUCGUCACUUGUUUCUAUUGUAAUGGGUCUCUAAACAAUUGGGGUCCCAAUGACAAUCCGACCAUUGAACAUGCACGCUGGUAUCCACACUGUGCCUAUGCUAAACAACUCUGUGGUAAUGAGCUCUAUCGAAAGAUUCAAGAAUGUAACCGAGCGAAAAACAAACAGGUUGAACGUAAUGGAUCUGCAGAGAGAAAUGGUGUUAGUGGUGCCAGUAACAACAAUUCGCCUGGGAGCGAUUUCAAGCUGCAGAUAGCAGAUGAAAGCACUUUGUCACGUUUGGUCGCUGCUCGCUUAGAUUUGCCAAUAUCGCAGAGAUUACUCAAUCAAAACUUCAAAUUAUCAAUCAUCAAACGUUGUUGGGAAGAUCAACUGCGAUUGAAACGUAUUUAG